This is a messenger RNA of Vavraia culicis subsp. floridensis, 969 nucleotides long. RefSeq lists its product as uncharacterized. The record is from RefSeq and is a predicted model, not a curated record. NCBI's taxonomy places the organism in Eukaryota, Fungi, Microsporidia, Pleistophoridae. The transcript has a single exon. The coding region runs from base 42 to 899 and encodes 285 amino acids.
UUUACCUCCAAAUUUACAAAAAGAUAAAAUGGAAAAAUUUGAUGUGCCCAAAAAUGCAAGCACCUGAGCUUCUCUCACUGUACAAUUCCAGGAAAAUUUCAAGGGAACGGUCCAUCAAACUAGAUCUGUUACCAUUAAUCACGCACGAUUACAGCAUGCACGAUCUUUUUGAACGAUCAAAAAUACUUUUCAGUAUUUCGCUGAUAUACGGCAAACAGAUGCGCUGGCUCAUUGAAGAAAGCAGGAGAAUCGUUGAAAUGUUCUACACAGACAGUGCCAAGCGCAUCAGACGCGAACAGAGCGGGGUACAUGCUGGCCGACCGGUCAGCAUCGCUGAUCAUGAACUGUUGCUGCACCACGAAGAUACCAUGGAUAAUACGGUGGACAACUACGAUGCGGGCAGUAUCAUAGACCAUGACAUGGUUGAUGGUAUCGAUCACGAAGUUGAUGCUGCCUUCCCGUCAGAGAUUGAGGUAGGACGUGGUGUGCGGUCAGAAACGGAAAUCAGGAACUAUGAGUUUAGACAGCCCAAGUACAAGAGAAUGCAGUUAGCACAUCCUAUGGCACUUAAAGACGCAUUUAUAAUUCAGUCCAUCACGGCCAAACUCAAAGCAAUAGAGGCACACAUUCUCAGCGAUAUAGAAGUGGGAAGGGAUGAUGCAGUGCCUGAAUAUGAUUAUGAAGCUGUUAAUGUUUCUGAUUUUGUCGAGGAUAACAGCGUGGUGGAGUACGAGAAGGAUGAGUUUGUGUUUGGUGAGGUAGUGAGUGGCAAGGGCAGAGAAGAGCAGGCCGAUAUUUUCUACGGGUUACUGGUCAAUUUGGAAAAAGGCAAUCUCAGUGUUGAGCAGGAUGAAUGCUACGGGGAGAUUCGAUGCAAGAAAAUGGGGAUAAUUGUGUAGCGAGGGAAUAAUCGCGUGGUAACAAAGUGGUAGAACACGUUCUGCUCAAUUAAAAUGCUUAUUCUGUAAA